Messenger RNA from Arthroderma uncinatum, 1113 nucleotides. RefSeq names its product ATPase NPA3. The record is from RefSeq and is a predicted model, not a curated record. The transcript has a single exon. Gene Ontology annotation, molecular function: GTPase activity. Lineage: Eukaryota; Fungi; Ascomycota; Eurotiomycetes; Onygenales; Arthrodermataceae. Bases 1 to 1113 code for a protein of 370 amino acids.
AUGCAGAGAAUCAAUUCGUACCUCUACAGCCAGAAGAAGCCGCCGUAUGUCAUGAACCUCGAUCCAGCAGUACACUCAGUCCCGUUCGAGAGCAACAUCGACAUACGAGACUCGAUAAACUACAAGGAAGUGAUGAAGCAGUAUAAUCUGGGCCCCAACGGCGGCAUCCUCACCUCUCUAAACCUCUUCUCUACGAAAAUAGACCAGAUAAUGGCCAUCCUCGAGAAGCGAGCUUUGCCCUCCGCAGACCAGGAGCAGCCGUCGACCUCGAAACCGAUCAACCAUAUUCUCGUGGAUACGCCGGGACAGAUAGAAGUGUUUGUAUGGAGUGCAUCGGGCAGCAUCCUGCUUGAAUCGCUGGCAUCUUCUUUCCCUACCGUUAUCGCAUAUAUUAUCGAUACGCCACGAACGAGCUCUACAAGCACAUUUAUGAGCAACAUGCUCUAUGCAUGCAGUAUCCUAUACAAGACGAAACUACCCAUGAUCCUCGUCUUUAACAAGACUGACGUGAAGGAUGCCGAGUUCGCGAAAGAAUGGAUGGCAGACUUUGAGAAAUUCCAGGCCGCACUGGCUGAGGAGGAGCAGAACGGCGCGUUUGGUGGAGGGGAAGGGGGUACGGGAGGCAUCGGGGGCGGUAGCGGGUACAUGGGCUCGUUCCUGAACAGCAUGAGCUUGAUGCUCGAGGAGUUUUAUCACCACCUGAGUGUCGUGGGCGUUAGUUCUAUGACGGGAGACGGGGUGGAGGAUUUCUUUGCUGCGGUAGAGGAGAAGCGCCAGGAGUUUGAGCGCGACUACAAACCUGAGCUGGAGAGAAAGCGAGCACAGAGAGAAAAGGAAAGACUUGAGAAGCGUGAGGUUGAGCUUGGGAAACUGCUGAAGGAUAUGAAUGUCUCUGGUCCGUCGUCAUCGUCGAAGGAGAAAGGGUAUGAAGUCGAGACCGUCUCGGAGGCUGAAGACGAUGACGACGAAGAAGAAGGGGAGGAUGAACGACCCAGCGGAAGAGACGACGACGGCCUCUCGCAGCGAUAUAACAAGGCUCUGGCUGAUUCUGGAGAGCAGGCAACCGAGGACAGCAGCUUUGCGCGGUAUCUAAAGUCUUCCAACCUGGGGUGA